AUGUUCAUGAUUGUACUCAGUAUAUUCCUGUUUUAUGGGAUUUAUAAAGAGAACGUCGCGUUCUUGGUGCCGUGGGUCGUUGGCUGUAUGACCUUCAUGGCGCUCGAAGUCAUGGCCAUGGUGUACUCCAAUAUUCUUAGAGAUCACGUUAACAAGGAUGGUGAUGAUCUCUAUAUCAUCUAUCAUGAUGACUAUAUGUCACAGUUACAAGAAGUGUCUAUGUAUAUGGUGCGUACUCCGACUAUACCAUCUCUACCGCGCCGGGGUCACAUGGAAAGGCGCGGCCCCUAUCGAGCUGUGACUACUGCAGCCCCUCCAAUCCUCGGAGCCCCAGGUGCGUCAGCCCUGCGAGUCCACGCUCCUCUUAGGAGGGGUGGAAAGUGA
This is a messenger RNA of Arctia plantaginis, 384 nucleotides long. The record is from the annotation of a GenBank genome assembly. NCBI's taxonomy places the organism in Eukaryota, Metazoa, Arthropoda, Insecta, Lepidoptera, Erebidae.